AUGAGUCGAAGGACUGUACAAAGGUGUGAAUCCCAUCGAGAUUUUCGUUAUCCGAAGUUAUUAUCAUACGUACCAGUCGUUAUCUAUACCAGAAAUUCAUUUUUAGGAGUUGAAGGAGAGAGAUGGAUUCUUUGUCUACGAGCAGUGUUUGGAGCAAUUACCAUAGGAACAGGUUACUACCCCCUCCAACUGAUUCCGUUGGCGGAUGCUUCAACUAUAAUAUUUAGCAGCCCAGCGUUAGUGGUUAUUUUUGCCUGUAUUUUGCUGAAAGAACCAUGUGGUCUAUUUCAAGUAUUCAUAGUUAUUAUGUCAUUAACAGGUGUAAUUCUUAUAUCUAGACCAUCUUUCUUAUUUGGAGUUACUUUAACAGACAAGGUUAGCUCAGCACAUCGCCUCCAGGGUUCUAUUAUGGCGUUAUGCUCGUGUAUAUCGGCAGCCUUGGUCUUGGUAUCCAUGCGAAAAAUACAGAAAACCCCAGCACCCGUAAUUAUAUGCGCAGUUUCCAUUCCAUCCAUUACCUUUGGUUUGGUGUAUCUCUUUAUUGUGAGUAAGUUUAGUAUUCCUACUUGUGGAAAGGAUGGAGUUCUUAUAAUUUUUUGUGGACUCUUUGGAACAUGUGCACAGUUUUUCUUCACAACUGCGCUGAAAUUAGAAGAUGCUGGAACCGUGUCUGUAGCGAGGACAAUCGAUAUAGUUCUGGCUUUUGUUUUUGGAGUAUCAUUUCUUGGCCAAUAUCCAUCAUGGACUAGCACCAGAACUGAAUCACUAUUUAAAUACACAACCUAUAACAGGAUCCAAAGCCAG
Molecule: messenger RNA, 804 nt
Organism: Limulus polyphemus (Atlantic horseshoe crab)
Lineage: Eukaryota; Metazoa; Arthropoda; Merostomata; Xiphosura; Limulidae
Product: solute carrier family 35 member G1-like
Exons: 2
Cellular component (GO): membrane
Source: RefSeq, a predicted model, not a curated record